AUGGGGCCCUUCAUCGCCGACUUGCUGCUGGUAGUGCACAGGGACAUGAGGUUUAGCAGUGGACUGGUGGCCACGUUGAUCAGGGAGCGGGAGCACUUGAAAGACGCGCCGAUCUCCGAGGAGGAGGUGAACUCAGGCUACAUCAACGCGGUGGGGCUCGUCCUGGUCGCGACGUUCUUCGGUCUUGUGCGGACGUUCGGUAGCUGGACGGACCUGGCGCAGUGGAACCCCACGCAUGUAGUGUCCGACUUCCUAGUACCGAAGCUCGUCGUCCUGGAGAAGCGCAGCGUCAAAUUUGUUAACAAGAACGCACGUGGCUUCAGCUAUCAGCAGCUGAGCUGCCACCACGCUGUUCGACUUGCUGUCGCCCUCAUUGGACUUGUUGGCUUCCCCGCGGUUGUGGUGGAGAUCAGCUGCGCCAGCUCACCGCUUAUUGCCUACUCCGCGCUGAACGCGACGCUGAACGAGCUGUUCGCCUACGCGCUGCAGCCCGCGCCGUCGGACGUGACACUAACGACUGUGAUAGGCGAACGCCCGUGGGUGGAGACGUAUAUUCACCCUACCGAGAAGCACGAGCUGUUCGGAGUUGACUCGCUCUACCGACGUACUACCGGAUUCCGAGGAGAUCUCGCGUUCGACGUCGACGUAUCGAGCGCAAACCCUCCUAACGUUCUCGUCCUUGGCGUGGAGUCGUUCAGGUAUCAGGACUCGCGCUACAUGGUGGGCCAAGGGGACCCGUCCAACCUGUUCAAGGGGACGGACAUGACCAUCACGCCCAACUUCGACCGGUGGGCGAAGCGCGGCGUCGCCAUGCGCAACAUUUGGUCGAGUAACCCGACGAGUCGAUCCUUGGAGAGCGUUCUAUUCGCCCAGGUGCCGUACGACAGCGCUGUGAAGACCGCCAUCACUGGUGGUAGGAACGGCACGGAGCUCUCCGGUCUGCCCCAGCUCUUCACUCAGAAAGGGUACGAGACCUGGUUCACAACGGGAUCUUCGAUCGACCUGGACGACUGGGACAAGUUCCUCCCUACGCACGGCUUCGACACGAUUUGGGACAACAAGAAGAUGAUGGAGAUCGCGGAGAGCGACCUGGGUAUCCAACCCGACGACUGGCUUGGAGACCCGCACCGCGGACUGAACUGGGGCGUCCACGACGACUUGAGCUUCCAGAUUCUGGGCGAUCUGCUCGUGAACAAGACCAAGGCGCAGCGUGAGCGCGUCGCCAGUGGUGAAGAGAAGAACCCUGCGUUCAUCACGCACUACACCAUCACCAGCCACGCGCCGUUCGACUCGUGGCCGAAAUGGUACGAGGAGGAGAAGCCCGACUUCUCCGUCUUCUACGAAGGCCACGCGCACGCGGAGCUCAUCGAGAGGUACCUGACCGUACGGUCCUUCACUGAUCUGGAGCUGGGCAAGUUCAUGGACCGCAUGCUGAAGGAAGGCGUGCUCAACGACACCAUCGUCAUCAUCACGGGAGACCACGGCCAAGCUCCGGAAGCGGACGUCACCAACACCCACGAAGAGUCCAUGACUCGAGUCGCAGCCGCUAUCAUCGCGGAAGGGCGAUUGGGUGACGCUGUGGGGAUGGUCAUCGAGGACGCUGUGGAGCAGUACGACUUCCUCAACACAUUGGCGGACAUCACCGGUGUCCCGGAGGGAGGAUUCAUCCAGACUGGAGUCGGCCGGUCACUCAAGCGCAAGGUGCCGUACGGGGAGCGCGUGGUGUUCAGUAACGAGCCGGCGCGCAAGAUGUCGCUCGUGCGCGGCCACCAGCGACUGCGCUACGACCAGGUGAGCGACGUGGUGACGCUGCACGAUACGGAGACCGACCACGCCAUGAACAUCGACCUCUUCCCGAACCUUACAGCCGAAGCGCAGGCCGAGUGGCAGACCUGGAGAGACUACGGCAGGAGACUCGCUGCGUACUACACGAAGCGAUGGGACGAGAACUGCCUGCUCGCCGUCAACUGCACCGCAGCGGCCUAA
This is a messenger RNA of Phytophthora sojae, 1986 nucleotides long. RefSeq lists its product as hypothetical. The coding region runs from base 1 to 1986 and encodes 661 amino acids. NCBI's taxonomy places the organism in Eukaryota, Oomycota, Peronosporomycetes, Peronosporales, Peronosporaceae. The transcript has 2 exons. The record is from RefSeq and is a predicted model, not a curated record.